AUGCCGUUCCCGAAUAUCAUUUUUCUACUCGCAUCUUUGCUUCUGCUAAAUUUCUUCGCAACAAAUCGACUAGUUACAGCUCAGGAUUGUAUCCAUGAGAUUUGUACAUUGGGCGAGGAACCGAUUGCUUUCCAAACACCAACUUAUCCAUCUCCUUAUAUCAAUGUAUCCACACCCGUGAAACUUCUCUCACUGAGCGUUGAUCCUAAAUACGGUUUCGGGAUUGACUAUUUUCGUUUUGUGACCGAAGAUGAUGAUUAUCUCCUCUUUUGUAAAGAUGACGACUACUCAGAUUGUUAUUACACUGCUGAAGACGAUCAUGCGAACUUCGGGACUCCAAUUGAUGAUGGAAAUCCAAUCAAUAUAAUCUUGGACACCGAUGUUUUGUAUAUCUACUUCUGGCCUGAAAGUAUUUCGAUUGCUUAUCCGGGAAUUCUUGGAAAAGUUACGAGAAUUGACAAAACGAAUCAACUCUUCAAUAAUUGCCAACGAGAGCAAGAGAUUGAUCUCGAUACGAUAAGUGGAGGAUUCUAUGCAUUGGCAUCGAAUCAUCUCACUGAUCGAAAACCCAUGUACGAUGUGAAUUGUCAAACGAAAAUCAUAGCUAGUAAAUCGACGAAUAUUCGAGCAGUUAUUCAUAUGUUCCAUUCGGAACCGACCGAAACACUUGAAUUGACGGGAAUUCCCGCUGAUGGAAAUGAUAUAAAAACGAGCACACUUUCUGGAAACAUUCAAGAAAAGCCAUACUAUUUCCGAAAUUCGCUGAAUAUUUCUUAUGCCUUUACAGCUGUUUCCCAAUAUUACUAUUAUGUUGUGUUCUCAUCCUAUAAUGAAAGUCCCACUUAUGACCAAUGCUUAAAUCCCGGCACAGAAUAUCCACCUCAAACAUACAGUGGAGUUGGUUCAAUGUUACUCUUCGGACAAGGCAACGAUGUGCAGUUGAGUUUUGCGAGUGAUUCGACUGAACAAUUCACCUACAUGAGUGGAGCAGCUAAAGCCAUUGAUUGCACUUGUCCACCAUCAGGACAAUUGAAAGGUGGUGACGGAGUGGAUGUGAUUUUUGGUUACAAUCGCGAUUUCCCAUAUUGUCUGCCAAGUCUUUGUGACACUACGAUAUCAUACCCUCGAACUACAAUUGUCAAUGUGAAUACCCAACAUGGUAUGCUGCCAUUGAGUGGUCAGCUUUUUGAAGUCUAUGAUGUAUUUGGUGCUUGGAAGUAUUACCCAUCAUGGAUAUCCGGGGAUUUUGUUCGAGUCUUUUUGAACGCCACCUACUCUCCUCAAAUCCCAAAUUAUAUAACAGAUCGAUAUGGAUACAAUGUAUCAAUGAGGGCUAUUGAUUUGUCACUGCAAUAUGUCAAUGUCGACCUGUGCGCCGACACUUUCGCUCAUGUACACGGGAAAAUGCUAAAGAAACCCUUCGAUGCUGUAGUCUAUCGAUUGAGUAUUACUAGCUGUCCAGAGAAAGUCAUUCAAUUUUCCGAUUAUUACGAGAGGCGGGCGGAAAGUUAUCUCUGGGAUUUCUAUGAGGGAGAAUUCAACGAUGGGAAACAUGUACAACUAAGCUUAGCAACUCCAACUUUUUCCUCCAAAGUGGUAUCUGUAAGAAUCGCCAAGUUUCAAGAUACCAACCUCGGUAGUCCAUGGAUGAUUUUUGGCUCAAUUUCUUUCUAUGUCCUCUUCCCUGAUUCAUCCUAUGAUUGCUACCAUCCUGGACAAAGAUCGAAUUUACGGUGGUCCCUCAUCAUGCAACAAAAGUCUAACAAAAGACAUUCUCCCAACGAUGGAUUCUCAAAGAAUUCUCUUCAACUAUCCUUCUUGAAUUCGAUUCCAAAAACCUCAAAACUGUCCAUAUCGUAUUUUGUCAAUGACGUUGCACAGAAUCAGACUUUCACAAGCGAUAACUCGUCUUGCUACUUUUAUUCGAAUGGCCCCAAUGUGACACUGUACUAUGAAUGGGAACAAUGUGGAUCACUCGAAUAUGUCAAUUACACGGAAUGUGAUCCCCUAUUUUUGUUGAAAUUUGUACAAACGGGAUCUGUAACGCCUUUAACAACGACUUCAACAGAGACAAAAGCAACAACAGCGACAACAGCGACAACUACUAAAACGUCAACUCAAACUAAAACUACAUCGUCAACU
Messenger RNA from Mesorhabditis belari, 2142 nucleotides. NCBI's taxonomy places the organism in Eukaryota, Metazoa, Nematoda, Chromadorea, Rhabditida, Rhabditidae. The record is from the annotation of a GenBank genome assembly.